Beta vulgaris subsp. vulgaris (sugar beet) is the source of this 3491-nucleotide messenger RNA. Its product is annotated as probable LRR receptor-like serine/threonine-protein kinase At1g67720. Gene Ontology annotation, molecular function: protein binding; ATP binding; protein kinase activity. The transcript is spliced from 15 exons. Gene Ontology annotation, biological process: protein phosphorylation. The coding region runs from base 351 to 3131 and encodes 926 amino acids. The record is from RefSeq and is a predicted model, not a curated record. NCBI's taxonomy places the organism in Eukaryota, Viridiplantae, Streptophyta, Magnoliopsida, Caryophyllales, Amaranthaceae.
UUCACAUCGUCAUAAUAGUUCCUCAAAUGAAAAAGUAAAGUAAUAUGUAUGCUGUAUUGCUGUGCUGUGAAAACCCACUCUCCAUAAACUCCACCACUCCUCCUUCAGUCUUCACCUUUCUCUAUCUGGAAUUAUAUGAGAGAGAAAGAGAAAGAGACUGAAAAAACUGGGCUUUUUAGUAUUUUAAAUUUGAUUGAUUAUGUAAAAAUGUGAACUCUUUUUAGUUGUUUCCUCAGUCUUUCACUUUACUACUUUUUCCCUGUUGAUGCCCUUCAUUUCCAUCUCUUUCCUCUUCAUUUCUCUGUGAUUGCAUUUUUUUAAACACACUUUCUCUUUCUUCCUCUCUAAAAAUGGAGAUUUGGGUACUUGGGUUUUCGAUUUUCUUGUGCCAUGUUUGUUUUAGCUAUGCUCAGAUGCAAGGUUUUGUAAGUCUGGAUUGUGGAGGUACAAAUAGUCACACUGAUGAGCUUGGUAUUCAGUGGGUUCCUGAUGACCAAUUUCAAUUUGGCCAGACAGCUAAUAUAUCUAUUCCUGAUGAAACACAUCAACAAUAUAUGACAUUAAGAUACUUCCCUAAUGAUAACAGAAAAUACUGCUACACUCUGAAUGUUACAAGCAGGACUAGGUACCUGGUGAGAGCAACAUUCUUAUAUGGUAACUUCGAUAACAACAAUGUUUAUCCAAAGUUUGAUGUUUCCAUGGGGCCAACUCCCUGGUCCACCAUUGUUAUCUCAGAUGCGAGUACUGUAGAGAUGAUUGAAAUGAUAUUUCUCGCUAUUGAGCCAACAAUUAGUGUGUGCUUAUCCAAUGCUACAACAGGGCAGCCGUUUAUCUCCACCCUUGAGCUUCGGCAAUUCAAUGGUUCAAUGUAUAUUGCAGAUUUUGAAAAUCAGUACUAUAUGAGUGUAUCUGCCAGAAUUAAUUUCGGAGCAGAUAGUGCUGACCCUGUGAGGUAUCCUGAUGACCCAUAUGAUAGAGUGUGGGAAUCUGACUCUGUGAAGAAACCAAACUUUUUAGUUGAUGUUGCUUCUGGCACAGAGAAAAUCUCAACAAAGAUGCCAAUUAAUGUUGACAGGGAUGAUAGACCACCACAGAAAGUGAUGCAAACAGCAGUAGUAGGCAGAAAUGGAACAUUGUCAUACCGUUUGAAUCUAGAUGGCUUUCCUGGUGGCGGGUGGGCUUUCACAUACUUUGCAGAAAUUGAGGACAUUGGUCCUAAUGACGUAAGGAAAUUUAGGCUCGUGCUUCCUGAUGCACCUCAGGCUUCUAAAGCAGCUGUAAAUAUCCUUGAAAAUGCUCAGGGAAAGGACCGCCUCUAUGAGCCUGGAUUUAUGAACUUGACCCUCCCUUUUGUGUUGUCCUUUAGAUUUGUUAAGACAUCUGAUUCUACUUUGGGGCCUCUCGUGAAUGCUAUGGAGAUCAAUAAGUAUUUAAAAAGAAAUGGCGGUACCUUGGAUGGAUCUACUAUAACAAAGCUGAUUUCACAAUACUCAUCUGCUGAUUGGGCUCAAGAAGGUGGUGAUCCGUGCCUGCCAGUUCCAUGGUCAUGGUUGGAGUGCAACUCAGACCCUCAGCCCCUCGUAACUGCAAUUCAUUUGUCACGGAAAAAUUUGACAGGAAAUAUCCCUUCAGAACUCACAAACUUGGGUGGCUUGAUUGAGUUAUGGCUUGAUGGGAAUUCACUGAAUGGAUCAGUUCCUGAUUUUAGUGGCUGCCCAAAUUUGAAGAUAAUUCAUUUGGAGAACAACCAGUUAACCGGUUCAGUUCCAUCAUCCUUGGGUGACUUGCAGAAUCUAAAAGAACUGUACUUGCAGAAUAAUAGGUUGUCAGGGAAAAUGCCAUCUAACCUUGGUAGUGACCUUGUCUCGAACUUCUCUGGAAAUGUCAAUCUUCGUAAAGCUAGCAGUGGAACAAGUCAGACUGGGAUAAUUGUUGGGUCAUCAAUCGGCGCCGCUGUCCUUCUCAUAGCAACUAUUCUAUCUUGUCUAUUUCUGCGCAAAGGAAAGAACUCUAAGAAAAGAUAUAAUGACCAAGCCCGCCUUAGAAAUGUCCUGCCAUCUCAGAAGUUAUCUUCCUCCUUGGAAAACACUGCAACAGAAGCCGCUCAUUGCUUCACAUUUUCAGAAUUGGAAGAAGCUACAAAAGAUUUCGAGAAGAAAAUUGGUUCUGGAGGUUAUGGGGUGGUGUAUUAUGGUAAACUGAAGGAUGGAAGAGAAAUUGCUGUCAAAGUUUUAACUAGUAACUCCUUCCAAGGAAAACGAGAAUUCUCAAACGAGGUAACACUCCUCUCAAGGAUUCAUCACAGAAAUCUGGUGCAGUUUCUUGGAUAUUGCCAAGAAGAUGGCAAAAGCAUCCUUGUAUACGAGUUCAUGCACAAUGGAACUCUCAAAGAACAUCUUUAUGGUCCUUUAACACGAGAACGCGGCAUAAAUUGGAUACAGCGCCUUGAGAUUGCAGAAGAUGCGGCAAGAGGAAUUGAAUAUCUUCACACAGGGUGUGUGCCAGCUAUCAUACAUAGAGAUCUAAAAACCAGCAAUAUUUUAUUAGACAAGCACUUUAAGGCCAAAGUUUCAGAUUUUGGUCUCUCAAAACUUGCAGUAGAUGGAGCUUCGCAUGUAUCAAGCAUUGUCAGGGGCACUGUUGGAUAUCUGGAUCCUGAGUAUUAUAUCUCACAACAAUUGACUGACAAAAGUGAUGUCUAUAGUUUUGGUGUCAUUUUGCUGGAGCUAAUAUCUGGGCAGGAAGCAAUAUCUAAUGAAAACUUUGGCGUUAACUGCCGAAACAUAGUUCAAUGGGCAAAGAUGCAUAUUGAGAGUGGUGACAUUCAAGGAAUAAUUGAUCCCUCAUUGAGAGACGAAUAUGACAUACAAUCGAUGUGGAAAAUAGCUGAGAAAGCCUUGAUGUGCGUCCAAGCUCACGGUCAUAUGAGACCAUCAAUCUCGGAAGUACUAAAAGAGGUCCAAGAUGCUAUCAUGAUUGACAAGGAAGCAAAAGCAGCAAGAGAAGGCAACUCUAAUGACAUGUCUAUACACUCCAUGCAUUCUUCCCUCCAUUUGGGUUCCUCAGACUUGGGCCCCACCGAUAGUUACUUGUCGAUAGACGAGUCGAUUGCUAGACCAAGUGCACGAUAGCUUUUCCACGAUCCGUCCACUUUUUGAUUAUUUUUUUGGAAAUCUUUUUUUCUAUGCUUCAGAAUUUUUGCAGUUUCUUCAUUGAAGCUGCUUAGCUGAGAGUGAUCUGCUAGAAUGUAAUGCAUGUCCCUCUAAUAUGGAAAGAGGGAUACACGUCAGGUUGUAAGUUGUGUACCUGACGCAUGCACAUAUGUUCUUGGAGGUAAUUAGGUUUGUGCUUGCUCUCAGUUUAUAUACUCUAUCCGUCUCGAAAUAAUUGUCACCAUAAUAGUGUAAUCUGAACUAGCAAUGUGGCAAUUAUAUCUAGACGUAAUUAGUGAUUACAAUGGUAGAAAUCUAUUGAGCCUGCUUACUAGUAAA